This is a messenger RNA of Aphanomyces invadans, 339 nucleotides long. RefSeq lists its product as hypothetical. Bases 1 to 339 code for a protein of 112 amino acids. Lineage: Eukaryota; Oomycota; Saprolegniomycetes; Saprolegniales; Verrucalvaceae. The transcript has a single exon. The record is from RefSeq and is a predicted model, not a curated record.
AUGUCGUUGUGCUUGGUAUAUUCGUGUCCAUUAACCUGCCCACGGCCGAUGCAUCAACGUUAUGGUCAGUUCACAGCGGCCGGCCUGUCCUCACGCACGUCGGCAUGGAUUGACUGCUGCGCAUCAAAUCUUAUGGUUACGAAGCGAUUCGAUCAAGUCCACCCCUUAAAUGCUCAUUCACCCCUAGUUUCCUCUCAUGGGGAAAGGUUCCUUGGCUGCGGUUGUCAUUACCAUCGAGCUCUACUCCGACGGCGCUUCAUCCUGGUUGAAGCCGUGUCUAUCUCGGUACAAUGCCAAGAGCAGUUGGAAAUGGUUGUCCAUCGACAUGAACCACGGUGA